AUGGCUGCCAAGGACACUUUAUUGGCAGGCCCUUUGAUCUUGGGGAUGUUCUUUAACUGGGGUCUGCUAGGCAUGCUCAUCGUGCAAGUCUACAUUUAUCAUAUCUGCUUUCCUCGAGACCGCCUCACUAUGAAAUGCUUUGUCUACGCCGUGUUGGCCUGCGAGAUAGUCCAAACCGGUCUCCUUACAGCUGAUUCAUUUGAUAAUUGGGUAUAUGGCUAUGGUAACAUCGACGCGCUGGCCACUUUCCACAAUGGCUGGUUCAGCGUCCCUGUCAUAUGCGGCGUGCUAUCAGCGGGAGUCCAAAUGUUUUUUGCGUGGCGCAUCUACGUGCUGUCAAGAGCUCGUCUGCUAGUUGGUGCCAUAGUUAUCGUUGCAUUUGCACAGAUGUCAGCUGCCAUCGCCAGCGGUGUGAAGCUGAAACUAUUGCCCGCCGCCGCCGAUCAAGGACAAGCCACGCCUUAUAUUGAUGCAUGGCUGGUUGGAAGUGUAUUUACGGAUAUAGUCAUUGCUGUCUCCAUGACAUACCUCCUGUCACGAUCCAAGACUGGUGUGAAACGCUCCGAUGCCAUGCUCAAUCAACUCAUUAUUUUGGUCGUGGAGACUGGCUCCUUGACUGCAACUAUCGCGACAAUAGACCUGAUCGUCUUCAACGUGACGCUGAAAACGUACCUCCACACGUGCCUAGUGAUGAUGCUCUCAAAGUUAUAUUCGAACACCCUGCUUAUCAACUUCAACAAUCGGGCCAGGAUGCUGCAGUCCGGAGAGGUUAUCUCCAUGUCUACUUUCAAUGCUGCGAAUCACACGUUUUUAUCUGGGUCGGAGUCAAAGCGCACCGACAGCGCCAUCCCGAGCAAUGCGUUCCAUGUGGAGGUUACACAGGAGAUAUGUACAGGAGAUGCACAGAAGGCUGGCAUGGCCUUCGCUCCUUCAGACAGUACCUCCAGUGAAUUCAAGGACCAUCACAACCAUUCUGUUGUUUAA
This is a messenger RNA of Laetiporus sulphureus 93-53, 984 nucleotides long. RefSeq lists its product as uncharacterized. Lineage: Eukaryota; Fungi; Basidiomycota; Agaricomycetes; Polyporales; Laetiporaceae. The transcript has 14 exons. The record is from RefSeq and is a predicted model, not a curated record. The coding region runs from base 1 to 984 and encodes 327 amino acids.